UCGGUCGGCGCUGCGUCUACCCCUAGCAGGAGACGCCGCACCGCAAGGGCAAGGGGGCAAGGGCGCUGGAGGGGCUGGCGGGGGCGGUGGAGGUGGUAGUGGAGGCAGUGGAGGGGUGGGGGUGGUGGCGGAGGUGGAGGUGUCAGUGGCAGCAGUGGAUGCGAAGGAGGCGGCAGUGGCGGAGGGAGCGGAGGCGGCGGAGGUGGCGGAGGCGGCGGAGGUGGCGGAGGCGGCGGAGGUGGCGAAGGCGGCGGUGGCAGCGGUGGAGCUGGUCGCGGCUCUGCGCAGAGGAGUGGAUCAGGUGGUGGUCCGCGCCAGCAGCAGCAGCGCAAUCGUAGGACCCUGUCCCCUCAGCAACUUCGUGAGUGGUAUGCUGCGCGUCAGCGCGGCUACUGCUCUAGGUGCUGGUGAGGCUGCUGCUCUAGGUGCUGGUGAGGCUGCUGCUCUAGGUGCUGGUGAGGCUGCAGCUCUAGUUGCUAGUGCGUGCGCUGCCCCAGAUGCUGGUGAGUCUACUCUCAAGUACUACAUCGGCUCAGGCCUUACACACCUUCACCCUUGA
Closterium sp. NIES-65 is the source of this 559-nucleotide messenger RNA. Lineage: Eukaryota; Viridiplantae; Streptophyta; Zygnematophyceae; Desmidiales; Closteriaceae. The record is from the annotation of a GenBank genome assembly.